Messenger RNA from Tarenaya hassleriana, 1560 nucleotides. Its product is annotated as nucleosome assembly protein 1;2. Gene Ontology annotation, biological process: somatic cell DNA recombination; nucleosome assembly. NCBI's taxonomy places the organism in Eukaryota, Viridiplantae, Streptophyta, Magnoliopsida, Brassicales, Cleomaceae. The transcript has 12 exons. Bases 99 to 1229 code for a protein of 376 amino acids. Gene Ontology annotation, cellular component: nucleus; chromatin. The record is from RefSeq and is a predicted model, not a curated record. Gene Ontology annotation, molecular function: chromatin binding; histone binding.
UUUGGUAUUGUCGCCCGCCUCGAAGCUCUCUUCUCUCUCCUGUCCCCAAAAUCUAGGGUUUUAGGUGUUUUUUCUCUUCAAUAAUCGUCUUCGGCAGGAUGAGCAACGACAAGGACAAUUUGAACAUGAGCGAUCUCACCGCCGCUCUGAAUGACGAGGACCGUGCUGGGCUUGUUAAUGCCCUGAAGAACAAGUUGCAGAAUUUGGCUGGACAGCACUCUGAUGUUCUGGAGAGCUUGACUCCAUUAGUCAGGAAGCGUGUUGAGGUUCUGAGAGAGAUACAGAAUCAAUAUGAUGAAAUGGAAGCAAAGUUUUUCGAGGAGAGGACAGCACUAGAGGCCAAAUAUCAAAAGCUUUAUCAGCCUCUAUAUACCAAGCGGUAUGAGAUUGUGAAUGGCGUGGUUGAAGUUGAAGGAGCCCCAGAAGAAGCGAAGGCAGAACAAGAAGAGGAUAAAGCGGUUGAAGCAGAUAAAGGAGUUCCAGAUUUCUGGCUUAUUGCGUUGAAGAACAAUGAUGUGACUGCCGAAGAGAUAACUGAGCGUGAUGAAGGAGCACUCAAGCAUCUCAAAGAUAUCAAGUGGAGCAGGGUUGACGAACCAAAGGGCUUCAAGCUUGAGUUUUUCUUUGAUCAAAACACGUACUUCAAGAACACUGUUUUGACAAAAACAUAUCACAUGAUUGAUGAAGACGAGCCUAUCCUUGAGAAGGCUAUUGGCACGGAUAUUGAGUGGUAUCCUGGAAAAUGCUUGACUCAGAAGAUUCUCAAGAAGAAGCCCAAGAAGGGAUCAAAGAACGCAAAACCAAUCACCAAGACUGAAGACUGUGAAAGCUUCUUCAACUUUUUCAACCCACCUCAAGUUCCCGAUGACGAGGAAGAUCUUGACGAUGAUAUGGCUGAUGAACUUCAAAGCCAAAUGGAACACGACUAUGACAUUGGAUCUACCAUUAAAGACAAGAUCAUUUCGCAUGCUGUGUCAUGGUUUACGGGUGAAGCUGUCCAGGUGGAUGAACUUGACAUGGAUGAUGAUGAUGAUGAAAUUGAUGAAAAUGAAGAUGAAGAUGAUGACGAUGAUGAUGAGGAAGAGGAAGAGGAUGAAGAAGAGGAUGAGGCCGAGGAGGACGCAAAGAAAAGCAAGAAGAAGUCAUCGGCUGGGCAUAAGAAGGUUGGAAGAGGUCAGGCCGCCGGAGGUCAGGAGGGCGAGAGGCCACCUGAAUGCAAGCAGCAGUAGAAAGAGUUCUGUGUUCUGCCGAGAAAGCCGCUUCACUUAUGCCCGAAAGGUUCGGCUUUGACGGUGUUGUUGUCAGAAAAUGGACCCCAAAAAAAUGGUGGGUUAUUAUGAAGAGUCUGGUUAUCAGUUUUGGUUUGGUGAUUUUGUUAAUUUUCUUCUCUGUCUUCAAUUUUUUUUCUCUCUUGGGUUCGUUCUUGUUUUCGUUAUAGUGCAAGCAAAAUGGUUCUUUUUAGGGUUAAAAAAAGAGUAAUUGUUCUGUUUUCUUUUUGUAAUGUCUACAUGAAUGGAACUUGUAUGAGUUAAAAAAAAAAAAAAGAGUAUUUGUUCUACU